GACAGUGGAGAGUGAGUCACCGGAAGUCCCACAGUAAACUUCCCUAUGGCGUAAAGCCAUAUACCAGAAGCUCCGACCCUACCACUCCACUCUCCACCCACUAAUGGACGGUCCAAUCCAACCCAACCGGGGCUCAGGCACCGGCGACAAGCGUCUAAAGUACGCCUUUGACGCCGGCUUCUUAUCCGGCGCCCACCCUCCCGACACUCCCGUCACCGUCGACAGUGACAACAGAGACUCCACAAUUCCCCUCGGUUCCACAUCGGAGAGCUGCGACUCCGCCGACGAAUCGAAGCGGCUGGCGGAUCUAGCCGCGAGCUUCCGAGUUUUCUCGGAGUCGCUGGCGAGGAUGGAGCUGGCGGAGAUGGAGAUGCUCAAGGCGAGGGAGGCGUUCCGGCUCGAAGCGGAAAAGCGGCGGCUGGAAUCCGAGGCGGAGAUGACUCAGAUGCUGUUGCAGACUCAGCUGCAGAUCGCAUCGCUCGUCUCGCGGAGUCCGAGCCGGAAACGAAAGCGUGGAGAAGAAGAUGAUCCAUCGAUCUCCGAAAGGGAAGGAGGUCUGCUCCUGAGUUUACUGCAGUGCAACUUGCUCCUCUGAUCUCUUGAGGUUCGAAACAUUUAAGUUUAAACUAUGAAAUGUACCUAUAUUUUGAACACUUAGCCUGCAAUGGCAGUCCAAUUAUUAUCAGAUAUGAUCUCAAACACAUUUCAA
Molecule: messenger RNA, 709 nt
Organism: Vitis riparia (riverbank grape)
Lineage: Eukaryota; Viridiplantae; Streptophyta; Magnoliopsida; Vitales; Vitaceae
Exons: 2
Coding region: 104-595 (163 amino acids)
Cellular component (GO): nucleus
Molecular function (GO): transcription cis-regulatory region binding
Source: RefSeq, a predicted model, not a curated record